AUGGGUGCCGGCCGAGUCAUCUGUGUCGGCUUACCGUUGGUCCUGACAGUUGCUUCCAUUGUCGCCCUUCUCAUUGCCACCCUCUCCGGUGUUGCUCACAACCAACUAUCCAUGUUCCGCGUAAAUGUUACAGCGAUGAGCAUCAGCCCAGCCGACCUUCGCAAUCUUGCUGGCUCACUCGGCGUUAACCCCCGCGCCGACAAGACCAGCAACAUUACCGCUGCCGACCUCGGCUUGUCCAACGUGUACGAAGUCGAUCUUUGGGGCUACUGCUAUACCGAUAGUGACAACAAGCGCCAGUGUACAAAGCCCAAAUUUGACUGGGCCAACAGUGCUCUCAACACCUCAUACAUCGAGCAGCUGGGCAAGUCUACUGGUGUGGAGGGUUUCAAAAUUCCAAACGAGAUCCAGGGCGCCCUCAAGACGUUCCGCACUGUCGCCAAAUGGACCGAAGUUGCCUUCAUCGUUGCCCUCCUGGCACUCGGCAUCCAGUUGGCCCUUGGCAUUUUGGCUAUUUGCUCCCGCGUUGCGUCAUGCGUGACCUGGCUCGUCUCUGGCCUCACCUCUAUCUUGGUUGGCAUUGCUGCUGGUCUUUCCACUGCCAUGGCUUCCGUCGUUGUCGGCGCUAUCAAGGGCUCAAAGAAAUUCUACGGCAUCGAAGCCGACAUUGGCGUCCGAUUCCUGGCCACCGUUUGGAUCGCUACGGCUUUCUCCAUGGCCGCUGGCUUCUUCUGGAUAUUCACCAUCUGCUGCUGCAAACCCGAGAGCCGCCGUAGUGGUGGCAAGCGGCACCUCGAUUCUGAUGGCGAGAAGCUCAUGCCCAACGGAGGCGCCUAUCGUCCUAUUUCCCACAGCUACGAGAUGACUAGCGGUCAAAAUGACAACUACUACAGCCCAAACCAGCAGUUUCACGGCGGUUACUCAUCUGGCCCCCGGCAUCCUGCGGGCCAUGACCGAACUGACCUCGCGUAUGAACCGUACUCUCAUCGGGCAUAA
Messenger RNA from Metarhizium album ARSEF 1941, 996 nucleotides. RefSeq lists its product as uncharacterized. Lineage: Eukaryota; Fungi; Ascomycota; Sordariomycetes; Hypocreales; Clavicipitaceae. The record is from RefSeq and is a predicted model, not a curated record. Gene Ontology annotation, biological process: fungal-type cell wall organization. The transcript has a single exon. Bases 1 to 996 code for a protein of 331 amino acids. Gene Ontology annotation, cellular component: cell cortex of cell tip; plasma membrane.